CAGGUGUAUCUCCCCGUGUCCCCAGGUGUGUCAGUGUCCCCAGGUGUGUCCCUGACGGGUGUCCCCCCCGUGUCCCCAGGUGUGUCCGUGUUCUCUCUGGCUGCCCUGCUGCUGCCCGAGUCCUUCCCCCAUUACCUGGCGCAGGUGCGGGCGCUGAGCCUGGGCCCCGCCCUCGUCUGCUCGGCCAAGUUCCUGCUGGCCCUGCCCUUGUGCUACCACACCUGGAACGGCGUGCGCCACCUGGCCUGGGACCUGGGCAAGGGGCUGAGGCUGCCGCAGGUGACGCAGUCGGGGCUGCUGGUGCUGGCCCUGACGCUGCUGUCCUCGGCCGGCCUGGCCGCGCUGUGACAGCGGCAGCCCCGCGAUUCCCGGCAUUCCCGGAAUUCCUCCCGCCCGGGAAGGUGACACUGCCUCCCCCUGCCCAAAAACCCGGGAUGAGCAGGGCUGCCCCUGCUCCCUGCCAGCAGCGCUGCGUGUCCCCCGUGGUGUCCCCCGUGGUGUCCCCCACGUGGCCCCACGUGUCCCCGAGGCCGGGACAAUGCGGGAUCUGUGUCCCCACGAGUGGGCUUGGCAAUGGGGCCGGGAAUGGGGUGGGAUCGCAGCGGGACAAGGAGCUCCAUUGAGGCAGCGCCCCAGGGGCGUGGGUGACAGGUGACACCGCGCUGCCACCCCGC
Passer montanus (Eurasian tree sparrow) is the source of this 674-nucleotide messenger RNA. It is a transcript of the gene SDHC, whose product is annotated as succinate dehydrogenase complex subunit C. The transcript has 2 exons. Gene Ontology annotation, molecular function: succinate dehydrogenase activity; electron transfer activity. NCBI's taxonomy places the organism in Eukaryota, Metazoa, Chordata, Aves, Passeriformes, Passeridae. The annotation marks the transcript as partial. The record is from RefSeq and is a predicted model, not a curated record. Gene Ontology annotation, cellular component: membrane. Gene Ontology annotation, biological process: mitochondrial electron transport, succinate to ubiquinone; tricarboxylic acid cycle.